AUGGUGCAGCUGAGCAAUAUUAAGAGACAAGAGACUAAGAGCGAUAUCCUGUCGGGCGAUAGAUCCAUGUUUGCAUUACGGAUUGAACGUGCAAGAGUUCCCCUAGGAGUCCGCGUCCUUUCUCGAAGGGAUUCGACGCUGAUUCGCAAACGGCACGGAGUAGACAAGCCUUACCGGAGCCUAGCUUUCCCAUCGCUGAUUCCAGCAUUCUGUAGAGGGUCCAACGGCUCAAACCUAUAUUGCCAGAGGGAAAAAAAGGAAAAAAGAAAAUGUCUCACAUUUAAUCUGCUGUUAACGUGUUCGUCCAAGUCGUCAAACUCGGAGAUAGCCGAAACUCUUCAUCGACCUAUUAGAAGCUUGUCAUUCCCAGAAGCUAGUACGAUGGGUAUCUUCCUCGCUAUCGCUGUGCCACUCGAAGAUCCCCAGAAAUCGAUUUCCUUGUCGUAUUUCUUCGAAGCCAGCUACAAUUUACCCUCGAACUUGUCGUACUUCGAACCUUGGUCGGCGAAGGCUUCGGAAGGAGAAAGAAAAAGAAGGAGCAGCAUCGACAGAACCACGAUCUACCGGGUACUCGAAAGUAAAUUCAAGAGCUCUGGAUAUCUUGGAAGGGAAUGCCUACUGAAGACUAUCUGCGAGAACUCGGAAUAUCCUUUGAGACAUAAUGGUGUCAUCGGUGAUAUCUUCCACGUCCUAUUCACUCCUACGACUUCGCGACAUGAGAAACUGCCGCGAGAUAUCGUCGAGGCCGAGCUGGUUGGACGUAAUGGAAGCUGCUCGAAGUAUCAACCGCAAUGCCCCGUGGGACUCUUCGACUUGAUUGGAGUCCUCGUAUGAAGCUCGGAAAACCGCAACGGUUUGUCACGCCGCUACUUCCGACGAACGAACGGGGCUGAUUUCGUCUGCAUAAUGAAAACCACCGAAAGAGCGAAAGCCGAGAGAAUUAAAUAGAACGAGCAUAUCUCCAAAUGUUUUUUACUUUUUUUUUCUCCAU
This is a messenger RNA of Vespa crabro (European hornet), 991 nucleotides long. RefSeq lists its product as uncharacterized. NCBI's taxonomy places the organism in Eukaryota, Metazoa, Arthropoda, Insecta, Hymenoptera, Vespidae. The record is from RefSeq and is a predicted model, not a curated record. Bases 1 to 834 code for a protein of 277 amino acids. The transcript is spliced from 6 exons.